This is a messenger RNA of Arctia plantaginis, 1782 nucleotides long. NCBI's taxonomy places the organism in Eukaryota, Metazoa, Arthropoda, Insecta, Lepidoptera, Erebidae. The record is from the annotation of a GenBank genome assembly.
AUGUUCUCCGCUCUCAAAAAAUUAGCAAGAAGUAGCGAUGAUCGCUGUCCAGCACCUAUGCCUAUGUCUUCUUCUUUACAAAAGAAGUUUUCAAAGGGAGUUCACUUUAACAUGAAAAUAUUGAUAAAAGGUGACAGAAACGUUGGUAAAUCAUGCUUAUUACAGCGCCUUCAAGGUGGACCGUUUAUAGAGGAAUACGUACCAACUGAUCAAAUACAAGUGGCUCCCAUACACUGGACAUAUAAAAAUAGUGACUACAUUGUAAAGGUUGAAGUAUGGGAAGUAGUUGACAAAGGUCGGACAAAGAAAAAACCACCUUUAGGUCUGAAGUUAGAAAACCAAACAUCAGCUUCUAUAUCAGAGGAUGGCUAUGAUACACCAGUUCUGGAUGCAACAUUCUUAGAUGUGUACAAAAAUGCCAAUGGGGUGAUAUUGAUGCUUGAUAUAACAAAGCCUUGGACAUUUGAGUAUGUGGUGAAGGAAUUAUCUCAAGUGCCAGCCGACCUACCAGUUGUAGUACUGGGAAACCAUUGUGAUAUGAGCCAUCACCGCCAAGUGCAUCUACAUCACAUUGAACAAGCUCUACAUCAAGCAAAACUUAUCAGGACAGCACCAGUACGGUAUGCAGAGUCUUCCAUGAGAAAUGGUUUUGGCCUGCGUUUGCUCCACAAAUUUCUUAGCGUUCCAUUUUUAAGACUUCAGAAAAUAAGUUUAUUAGAACAAUUACAAAGGAACCAGAGAGACAUGGAGGAUAUUGAAAAGGAACUUGAUGAUUUCCAAAACUCUGAGGAAUCUCAUUACAACUUGUUUGUGGACCGUCUAGCAAAUAAACGUCGACAAAGUUCUGGUCAACCGGAACCUCGAACUAACAAUGAUAGAUCUCCUAGUAUUGUCCUGGGUGCCGGCAAACCCAUCAUACCACCGGGUGUCAAUCCUCUAUUGGCGCAAUCGUUAGCUGGUGGUGCUACCAAACCGCCGACUCAAACAGUUCAGGCUCACUACGUCAGUCCGGAAUUAAUGAAGCCUAAGAAUCAAGUCAGUACAGAAAUGACGCCGCCUAGACUAUUGCAGCAGGAUAGCGGGCAAAGUACGCCAACAGGUGCCAACGUUUCAGCUUCUUCAGGAGGCCUAGACGAGUUCUAUGCAGGUACUCUCGAUAGCAGUUUCUUGGAAGAUCUUCCUCCAUUAUCAGGCACUACCAAUCAAGAUGUUACCUAUGAAACUGAUAGUGACGAUGAAAACACAACAAACCCAAAAGUGACUAUUGAUCAAGAAGACUUAGAUUUCGACGUUAGUUCGUCUGCAGAUUUCUUUAGGUCGGAACCAAAGGUGCCAUCAGAACUUCACGCUAGGUCCAGUCAUGUUGAUGGCACACUGGACACAAUGCUGAGUCGGAUUACAAUGGAGGAUGAGGACGAUACCCACCUUAGUAAUAAUAGUGUUGACAAUUCACAUAUAUUUGAAAGCAAGAGCCAUAUUGAAGAAGAGUUACAGUUGGAUAAUGAUUUCAGCCUUUGGGCUGGUGACACUAGUGUCCGAAGGUCUCCUGAAGGUGGCGAAGAUCCAGACAGAACAAAAGAAUCUAGUGAAAAGGAGAAGAAGCACAAAAAGAAAAAAACGAAAGACAAAGAUCGAGGAGAUUACAGUGAAAGCUUAGAUAGAAAGGAGAAGAAACAUAAACAUAAAAAAUCUAAAACCGAGAAAAAAUCUAACCCACAACAGGAUUUAUUAGCACCGUCUGAAGCAACAGUGUUUAAUUACGAAGAAUAUGAUAGUAUUUAA